GACCGCACCGACCGCUGCCGUCCACCCGGUUACUUUCUUUAAGGCUUCUUGCAAGUCUCUGCUCUUCUUCUUCUUCCGCACCAAACCCUCAUCCUAACCGGAACCCUAGAAUUCUUUCUCCCAUGGCGUGGGCGACGAGGUUCCUUACGGCGGUGGCGUUCCUGGCGAUCGGGAUGGUCUUCGCGCCGGACCUCUUCGGGUCCGGGCCGGCCUCUCCCGCCGCGGCCGUCUCCGUCGCCAAGCUCGCUCACCUCCUCUGCUUCGCGACCUGUUGGGGCGUCUCCCUUUGGGUCACCUUCAUCGGCGGCAUCAUCACAUUCAAGAAUUUGCCAAGGCACCAGUUCGGGAAUCUACAGAGCAAGAUGUUCCCGGCAUACUUCAUGGUGCUAUCGGUGUGUGCCGCGAUCUCGGUGGCGGCGUUCGCCUACCUCCAUCCAUGGAAGUCAGCGGCGCCCCUUGAGAGAUACCAGCUUGGGUUCCUUCUCUCUGCCCUCGGGUUCAAUCUGUCUAACCUCUUUGUCUUCACACCCAUGACUACCGAGAUUAUGAUGAAGAGGCACAAGGUUGAGAGAGAGUUAAGCAUUGGCGAGGAAGUUGGGUGGUCAAAGAACAUGGAAGUAGCAAAGUCUAAUCCAAAGCUUGCAGCCAUGAACAAGAAAUUUGGAAUGAUCCAUGGAUUGUCUUCACUAGCCAACAUCAUGGCAUUCGGCAGCCUUGCAAUGCACUCGUGGUACUUAGCAGGUAAAAUUCAGCUGUAAACACAAUGGAUAUUCUUGAGUUCUGGAAAAAUCAUCUUCUAGCUGUUGGCUUCAUUACAGUUCCAUGGCUGUGCACCCAUUAUGUGUUGAAGUGGUGCUCAACUAGGUUCAGAUGUCAUGCAAGCACCUUUUCCAUCAUAACUGUUUGAAAACUUAUCACAGUCAAAUAUGUUGUACCAUCUUUUUUACUUGAAUAGAAAAGGCACUCCUUUUAUCAGUUUCUUACUGCAU
This is a messenger RNA of Elaeis guineensis (African oil palm), 989 nucleotides long. RefSeq lists its product as uncharacterized. The record is from RefSeq and is a predicted model, not a curated record. Lineage: Eukaryota; Viridiplantae; Streptophyta; Magnoliopsida; Arecales; Arecaceae.